Molecule: messenger RNA, 1638 nt
Organism: Exophiala mesophila
Lineage: Eukaryota; Fungi; Ascomycota; Eurotiomycetes; Chaetothyriales; Herpotrichiellaceae
Exons: 1
Coding region: 435-1457 (340 amino acids)
Source: RefSeq, a predicted model, not a curated record
CACUAAGUCGCCGUUUACUCCUAUUUGUCUCUCGUACUAAACUAAGGCUGGUGGGAUGGCUGGCACUGUCCCCUGUGCCCCUCCUUUGGUCAUCUACUCCGUAUGUCACCAGCACCAACCCCAGACUAUGAUCCACACUGCUUCUACGGGCGAGGUAUGCCUCUUGUCUAAAGUCCGACCCGCCUUGAGGUGCUGCCUGUGUGCCUUCACCUCUCUAUACCCGUCCCAGAACGAACCCUGACCCUCGUUUCGGAUUCCUCGUUCGACUUGGAUUGAGACCGCGGAUCUCGUAUUCCUCUCCGCCCAUCACGUUCCCUCACCGAAAGCGAGAGCCAGAUCAUCAUCACACCCACGACCAGGCACCGUCUCCCGUCAGCUUCAGCCGGUUCUGAUAUUCCACCAACUCCAAAUCCAACGCAGAAGAGCAGGAAACCAUGGCCAGUCCUGCUCACUGCUAUUUUUGCUUCGAAGUCCUCACGGCCAGUUAUGAGAAACGGACGCCGCCUUCGUUGAACAAGGUCCUCGAUGCCUAUGACAAAUACACUGCCAGCCAUGACGCAGCAGAAGAGCAUGGAGAAGAUCAACUAGAACCACCUCAGCCGGGAGAACAAGUGGAUGAUGACCAAGAUGAACACGAGGAAGCCAACGACGACAACAAGGAAGAGGCUCAGCGAAUCACUCGACGCGCUGCACCCACCAACCCGAGUAUCUCACGCCUCCAAGCGUCUUCUUCCUCAUCUCGCUCCUCCUCCACAUCCUCGCCCUCGGUCAAAUCGUCUUCGUCCUCCAAUACACAAUAUUCCAACGCUUCAAGCGACACGACGACCACCACUCUCUCCACCACUGCCCCUCCCGUAGACUACUCACGAGUCUCGUUGACCGAGUCAUAUCCUCUCUUCGUCACCUGGAAUACGCUAUCUCGCUCUGGUCACAAGUCUUUACGUGGCUGCAUCGGCACAUUUGAACCCUUGCCUUUGGCUUCGGGUCUGGCUUCUUACGCUUUGACGUCUGCAUUCGACGAUACCCGCUUUUCCCCCAUUCCCCCGUCCCUUGUCCCUUCACUGUCCUGCUCUCUGACCUUGCUAGCCGAUUUUGAAUCUUGUCGCGAUGCCCUGGAUUGGACCUUGGGCACACAUGGCCUACGCAUUAGUUUCAACCAUCGCAACCGCAGACAUGGCGCGACAUAUUUACCCGAUGUCGCUGUGGAACAAGGUUGGACCAAAGAAGAGACGGUCGAAAGUCUCAUGAAGAAGGCUGGUUGGGACGGGGGAUAUGGUCAUGGCGUUGCCCGGAGACUGCUCCGUGGCGCUGGGCGGAACGAGCAGCAACAGUCUACAAAACCGUGGGAAGAGGUCGCGGACUUCAAGGCGGUCAGAUAUACCGGGUUGAAAUCCACCGCAGGUUACGCCGAGUGGAAGGAGUGGAGGGAUUGGGUAGACAAAACUGGAAGUUUCUGAAAUGGCAGAAGCGAUGUGGCAGGGCGGACGACCUGAAGGUGGCCGUGGUGUUCUGCACGUGCAGAUCAUCCCUCAAUGCAGAAGAAGUCCGGGCAAGGAGCCAUAUAACAGCAAUAGAAGACUAGAGGGUUCCUCAAAGGACAUCUGAUUUGAUAUAAAACUAGAGAUACGAAUUGAUGAC